UUCUCGUUAGCGGCUGUUGCUGCGCCGGAUAAUUUCCUCGUAUUGAGAUGUGCCUCAGUUGAUGCUAACUGAUGUGAGACGUCCCCCAUCUGCUGCUGUUGACAGACGCUGCUAUGUGCUUUAGAUAAGGGCGUUGCUUAUCGCCCGAAGCGUUGACGCUGUGGACCAUCGUAUUGUGUAUGUGUGUGUGUGGAAUGGCGCCAGUCAGAACACGGCGAAUAUGACUUCAAAGUGUGCAACCCAGUGAACGUCUAUUGUGUUCUGCUCCCUUCAGUUCUUUAUUUUCCCGAAAUGUUCUCCAUGUCAUCUCGCUACUUCUUUAUCCUCACCUUCAUCCUCGCUCUAAAGAGUGGCGCCCUGAGCCUGAGCGAGCACCCCAGCGUCUGCGAGUUGCUAUGUUCCUGCAGACACAACGGAAGCAUCGUUUCCUGCUCACAACUAAGCCUUCACGAUGUCCCGCAAUCCUCGCUUUUUCCUCCUCACAUGGAAGUUCUGAACUUGAGCCGUAAUGAUAUAAGUGAGCUCAAGCCUUUGUCGUGGUCAUCCUUAAAGUCGCUAAGCCUCGAACACAACAAGAUACAUUCGCUUCGUCCCUACGGUUUUGCGAGGCUCUUCAACCUGGAAGCCCUGGACCUCAGCAAUAAUAACGUGGGAUUUCUCGACCCAGAUGCCUUGGAUGGCCUGGAGGUCCUCUCAAACUUGAGCCUGGUGAGUAACCAAUUGGCGCAGCUGCAUCAUAGGGUGUUCCACAGAGUUCCAAAUCUGAGGAGACUGUCACUACGCGGCAAUCCGUUGAAGUACGUUGAACCUGAUUGGUUCACAAACCUUGACGUCUUGGAGUACCUGGACUUACGUGACAUACAAGCGUACAGUCUACCCGACAACGCUUUCGCGCUCGCACGCAAGCUGAGUGAGUUGGACCUGUCCGACAAUGACUUCGAAGAGGUGCCGCGUGCACUGCGGAGCGCUCGUCAUUUAGAAAUUCUACGCAUAAACUCUAACCCACUGUCCGCACUUGGUGUUAAGCCUCUGGCAGCGAUGACAAGCCUGAAGGAAAUCUACGCAACUUCGAUGAUGAACUUGAUGAGCGUUGAAGACGGAACGUUCGCACGCAUGCCCUUCUUGGAAGUCCUUGACAUCAGCCACUGUCCUAAGUUAACAGCAAUACAGGCUAAUGUGUUUAGUAAUGGAAGUUUCCCACGCAAACGUUUAAAGCUGGUGAACAACAGCCUCGAGACUCUGGAGACGUCUCUGCAGUGGUGUUCGAGUGAAGUGCUUCUGUUGAGUAAUAAUCCAUGGAACUGUGACUGCAGGCUCGAAUGGAUGAGAUGCUGCUCUUCGACUUUAAAUUUAAAGUGUCAUGCGCCGACUAAUCACAAAGGAAAGACAAUCGAAGAAUUACGGCAGACUGACUUCACGUGCUCUGCGGGCCACGUUCUUGUCCUAACCCUCCACAGCUUAACGGUGACCAAGCUCUUUGUUGUUGGCUCUGCAGUUAUCCUGGUUCUCGCGAUACUUGGCGUUGGAGUCGUUUACUGGUGCCGGAGACGGUCUCGCCGCACAAAGCGUUUCGGCGCCGUUUAUUACCUGAAUCUCCAGAAGGAUGCCCGUGCUUCGUGGAAGGACAACAGCUUCAGUGUCGCCAGUAAAUCGACAGACGACACCGAACUUGUUCACACGUAGCGCCAUGUCUGACGUGCUUACAAAGCAUUUACACUGUGUUCAAGUGGACGAGUAUGUUCGUUCAGCAUUGAGAAAUAUAUUGGGCUGCAUUCAAGGCGAUGUUCAGUUUGACAGUGACGUGACUUUCCUUUUGCCUGUGCAAUUUCUGUUCUCUGUCUCACAGUUCAACUUUUGUUCUUGCAAACGAUCUUUGCGUUUGCCGCAGUAAUGCCGUGGAACUACCAGCUUUUGUGAGCUCUGCGCCUGACGAUCCUCCAAAUGUAGUCUAAUAGUGUGGUAUAGUUUCAGUGUGGUACACUGCUUACACUGCUUAAAAUGGCUGUCAAUAAAAAUACGUGGUCACAAAUGA
Ornithodoros turicata is the source of this 2032-nucleotide messenger RNA. RefSeq names its product leucine-rich repeat neuronal protein 3-like. Gene Ontology annotation, molecular function: protein binding. NCBI's taxonomy places the organism in Eukaryota, Metazoa, Arthropoda, Arachnida, Ixodida, Argasidae. The coding region runs from base 292 to 1683 and encodes 463 amino acids. Gene Ontology annotation, cellular component: extracellular matrix. The transcript is spliced from 3 exons. The record is from RefSeq and is a predicted model, not a curated record.